AUGAAACAAAAAAUGAACAUGCACUUUUUUAUUAAAAUUUUUACAUUUAUCCUUUCAUUUUGGAUUUACCAUUUUAAGGAUGAUGCGGAUACGAUUAACAAGCUCUUGGAUGAAAACUACAUCAUUGAUAAUAAAUUUUGCACAAAAUACUAUCGAUUAUUAGCAAAGUGUAAAACAGAAAGGGAUUCAAGUAUUUCACAAUUAAAAGAUAUACCAAGAAACGAAAUUAAUGAAAAAAAUUAUAUAUCUUAUUCUGCAAAACACUCAAAAUCAAAGAAUAAACCAUCAAAUGAAAGUUCACCAAGGGGCAAGGAAGGCUACAAACAAGAUAUUAAAAAUAAUUCUUGUAUAUUUGAAAAAAAAAAAUGUUCCUAUUUCGAAAAAAAAAUAUUUAAAGAAAUUGAUUUUAUAGAUUUUCUUAAAAAUAACAGAACAAUUAGUAAUAAUACUUACAAAAAAGUAAUACGUAAAAAAUACGGAUUACGAAUUGCUACACCUGUAUUAUUUUUCUUGUUACUGUUAAUAUUAAUGAUAAUAGAUAUAUCAUUAGGUUUAUCAUUUGAAAAGAGUUUGCUGAUAUCAUUGGUUAAUUUAAACCCUUUUAGCGUUAAGGAAUCGCAAUGGUUUUUGUCUCUUUUUGAAAAGGUAAAAAGUUUAGAUUGGUUGUGGAAAUCUCCAUUAUGGCCGACGAUUGAAACGUUGACGUAUGCAGACAAGAAAAAUGUAUUGUUAGGGCGUUUAAUUGGUGUUCCAUUAUAUUUCCUUCCUUUCGUUAUAUUAGGUGUUACACUUAUAAUAGCGCUCAUUUAUUACCAUAAGAAAGUUAAAAAAUAUGAAAAUAUUAAAUUCAAAAGAAGGUAA
Molecule: messenger RNA, 861 nt
Organism: Plasmodium malariae
Lineage: Eukaryota; Apicomplexa; Aconoidasida; Haemosporida; Plasmodiidae
Product: fam-l protein
Exons: 2
Coding region: 1-861 (286 amino acids)
Source: RefSeq, a predicted model, not a curated record